AUGCGAGAAUUACACCGGUUCGAUCUUCCCUAUCUACUUAAUACCAGCUGAUAACUAUAUAGCUCCAUUUCCCGUCUGCGCGAUAUCAUUGGCUGCAAGAAGCCAAAGCAAAAAGGGGGCAAAAAGUCAAAGGAUUUGCUGCCACAAAUGACACUGCCUUACAUAAACAUCAUGAUCCAACUACUUAACCCCCCAUCGAAUCAGUCAACCUCAUCUCCCUUUUACCCUACUUCCAAGCCAUGUCGGACGUCGACUUCCUCCGUUCCAAGUUUCGUUUCUAUCCUGACUUCCCCAAAAAGGGUGUAGCCUUCGCCGAUUUCCUUCCAAUCCUUCAAGAUCCGAUCGCAUUCGAAACCCUUAUCACCCAUAUUACCCACCACAUCACCUCUCAUACCAUCCCUAGCAUCUCCUCUUCUACCAAGGGAAAGCCCCCUUCAUAUCAUCCCAACGGAAACGGUAAAAUAGACGUGAUAGUGGCAUUAGACGCCCGUGGAUUCUUACUGGGACCCAUCAUAGCUCUCAGACUGGGCGCUUCUUUCGUUCCCGUUCGUAAGAAGGGCAAAUUACCUGGCGAAACUAUUAGCGUGGUUUAUCAGAAGGAAUACGGCACGGAUUCAUUUGAUAUUCAGGUUGGAGCUAUCAAAGAAGGUGACAAUGUUAUCGUUAUCGAUGACGUCCUUGCAACCGGUGGCUCAGCAAAAGCAGCCGGUGACCUUAUAAGUGCCUGCGGAGGCAAAACAGUCGAGUACAUCUUUGUCAUCUAUGCCGCUUUCUUGAAGGGGCAUGAGAAACUUGAUGCCCCUGUCUAUAACAUCAUCGAGGUGAAUGAAUGA
Messenger RNA from Cantharellus anzutake, 833 nucleotides. Its product is annotated as adenine phosphoribosyltransferase. Gene Ontology annotation, cellular component: cytoplasm. The transcript has 5 exons. Gene Ontology annotation, biological process: AMP salvage; adenine salvage. Gene Ontology annotation, molecular function: adenine phosphoribosyltransferase activity; adenine binding; AMP binding. The coding region runs from base 240 to 833 and encodes 197 amino acids. Lineage: Eukaryota; Fungi; Basidiomycota; Agaricomycetes; Cantharellales; Hydnaceae. The record is from RefSeq and is a predicted model, not a curated record.